This is a messenger RNA of Mytilus californianus (California mussel), 979 nucleotides long. RefSeq names its product proteasome subunit alpha type-3-like. NCBI's taxonomy places the organism in Eukaryota, Metazoa, Mollusca, Bivalvia, Mytilida, Mytilidae. Gene Ontology annotation, cellular component: proteasome core complex; nucleus; synapse. The coding region runs from base 77 to 844 and encodes 255 amino acids. The transcript has 10 exons. The record is from RefSeq and is a predicted model, not a curated record. Gene Ontology annotation, biological process: ubiquitin-dependent protein catabolic process.
CUUUGGUAUUUUGAGAAAACUACCGAGUGACCACGUUAGCGAGAAACUUCCUGUCGGUAAAUGACAAAGCAACAACAUGAGCUCUAUUGGAACUGGUUAUGACUUGUCAGCUUCUCAGUUUUCACCUGAUGGAAGAGUUUUUCAAGUGGAAUAUGCAUUAAAGGCUGUUGAAAACAGUGGCACUGCUAUAGGAAUACAGGGAAAAGAUGGUGUAGUAUUUGGUGUAGAGAAGUUAGUAACAUCUAAAUUAUAUGAAGCUGGAGCUAACAAAAGGAUCUUCAAUAUAGACAGACAUAUAGGAAUGGCUGUAGCUGGUUUAUUAGCUGAUGCCAGAUCUAUUGUAGAAACUGCCAGAGAUGAAGCAUCAAACUACAGAUCAAAUUAUGGUUCAUCUAUACCUUUAAGACAUUUAGUCGACAGAGUUGCUAUGUAUGUUCAUGCUCACACAUUAUACAGUUCAGUGCGACCUUUCGGUGUUAGUGCUAUCCUGGGUUCAUAUGGUCAACAAGAUGGUCCUCAGAUGUACCUUAUAGAUCCAUCUGGUGUUUCAUGGGGAUAUUAUGGUUGUGCCACAGGCAAGGCAAGACAGGCAGCUAAGACAGAAAUAGAAAAAUUAAAGAUGAAAGACAUGCCUAUAGUUGAUCUGGUGAAGGAAGUAGCAAAAAUUAUAUAUAUUGUUCAUGAUGAAGUGAAAGACAAAAACUUUGAGCUAGAAUUAAGUUGGGUUGGAGAGAUGACUGGCGGUAAACAUGAAUUUGUUCCACAAAAUGUUUUUGCAGAGGCUGAAAAAUUUGCUAAAGAGGCUCUGGAAGAAUCGGAUGAUUCAGAUGAAGAAGAUCUGUGAUAUUGAUAUUACUUAUUAUAUCAUUAUUAACUCUAAAAGUAGUGCUAUUGAUAUCAUCUACAUCAUAAACAGUUACCAAUUUGUACUCAUGUUGUUAGAAUUGUGACGUUUGUGUCCAUUAAAUUUGAAGUAAUA